Molecule: messenger RNA, 943 nt
Organism: Asparagus officinalis (garden asparagus)
Lineage: Eukaryota; Viridiplantae; Streptophyta; Magnoliopsida; Asparagales; Asparagaceae
Product: probable transcription factor At5g61620
Exons: 3
Coding region: 131-805 (224 amino acids)
Biological process (GO): response to auxin; response to ethylene; response to gibberellin
Molecular function (GO): zinc ion binding; DNA binding
Source: RefSeq, a predicted model, not a curated record
UUCCUCCUUGCCUUCUCUUAUUAAGCCAUAUCCAAUUCUCUUAAGACCAACAUUGUAGUCUCUCUCUAGUCUCUCCCUAUCUUUCUCUUUCUCUCCCUGGAGUUGUGAAUUGUGCUUUAAAGGGUUGAAAAUGGGGAGGAAAUGCUCUCAUUGUGGGAACAAUGGGCACAAUUCAAGGACUUGCAAUAGCCAAAAAGGCAUUUUGGGAGGAGGGGGAGGAGUGAGAUUGUUUGGUGUGCAAAUUUAUAUUGGUUCUUCCCCUAUGAAGAAGAGCUUUAGCAUGGAUUGCUUAUCUUCUUCUUAUAACUACAAUACCUCAUCUUCUCCUUCUUCAUCCUCAUCCUCAUCUUCUCUUCUUUGUAUCGAGGAAACCCCCGAGAAAAUAUCAAGUGGUUACCUCUCUGAUGGUCUUAUUGGCAGAGCUCAAGAGAGGAAGAAAGGAGUUCCAUGGACACAGGAAGAACAUAGAGCAUUUCUAGUUGGGCUUGAAAAGCUUGGUAAAGGAGAUUGGAGAGGCAUUUCAAGAAACUUUGUUACUUCAAGAACACCAACGCAAGUUGCGAGCCAUGCUCAAAAAUAUUUUCUAAGGCAAAAUAGCAUCAACAAGAAGAAACGUCGAUCUAGUCUCUUUGAUGUUGGAAGUAAGAUUGACCUGAAUUCUUCCUUGGAGCAAGAAAAAUGUGUUAACUUGAUGCCAAGCUCUUCUCCUUUGCCUGACCUUGAGCUUAGCAUGUCAUCGAGGCCAAUGCAUCCGAGUACUACCGGUUCAAGCUCUCUCUUGGUUGAGACUAUUAGAGUAACUUGAGUGCCUUGUAAAAUUUUGAGCUCAAGUAGUAGAUAUGGAUGCCAAAUGUUUCUUGUUACUUAUUAUGCAAUCAGUUGCAAAUAAUGGAUAUAUUUUGCAAUAAGUUAUAAUAUAGCAUCCAUUUUGGGAGCAUUUUUA